Xyrichtys novacula (pearly razorfish) is the source of this 9562-nucleotide messenger RNA. Lineage: Eukaryota; Metazoa; Chordata; Actinopteri; Labriformes; Labridae. The record is from the annotation of a GenBank genome assembly.
AUGCAUCUUUUUUGGCCGGUUCUUAAUUCUAACCAUAGGUAGGUCAAUUAUUUAGUGUUUAGUGUCUGUCUCAAAGUCUUUGUUCCUUUUCUGUGUGUGCAAGGUGUUUCGUGUGGGGUGGACAUACAUCAAACACACACACACACUCUCACAUAGACAUACACACACAUAUGCACACGCACACACUGGCCUGUAAUCUGCCUCCAUGAAUCCCCCUCCCAUCCGGCACUCAGCUGAUUCUCUCCUCAUGCCGUGUCAUCCUCACAUCACUCCCCUCCUCCUGCACACUCUAAUCUACCUUUUCUCACUUUGUUUUUGUUCUCUUCAGCCACAGUGACUCAUCAAGCACGCAAAAGGACCCGCUGCUUCCUCAUGUACAAGUCUGUUUUUCCAUUAAAGUGCCUCAAACACCUCCUUUGUCGCUCAUUUGUCCUCUUUUUAUGUCUGUUUGUCCAAACCGAGCAUCAAUUCUGCAAUAAAUUCUGUUCUCAUCGAGCCGCGGUGCGUUCAAGUCCCCCCCCUCUUUCUUUUUAAGUGUUUAUCAGGUGAAGGUCAAACUGAGCGAACGGCCUGAUUCAUGAGCAACAGUGCUCUGUUGUUGCAAAGGCCGGCUCUUGUCCAUUCUGUCUGGGUGUCAUCUGUGUUUAUACACUCCUCCCGCUGCCCUCUCUCCUCCCUCUCUCUCUCUCUUUCCCUCUCUUCCCCCUCUCUCUCUUUCUCUGUCGUCUCUUUUUCCCACUCAGACAGACACAAGCACUCAAAGAGAAUGGACUAAGAGGAAAAAAAUAACCUUACUGAGGAUUUUUCUCCCUUUUCUUCCUCCACCAUCACUUUUUUCACCAACUUUUCGCUUCAAGCUUGAGUCUCUUUCACCACCUCUCUCCUCGUCUUCUUUUCUCUCUGUCUUUCGAUCACUUCUCUGAAUUGAUCCACUCAUUGCUUCACUUCUCGUUCCAUUUUGUUUUCAUUUUCAUUUGUCCCACCGCUCACACUUGCGCGUCACCGACUCGCCUGCAUCAGAGAGGAGUCGCUCUUUAUUUCACAUUUCGGUGACGUGCAACUUUAUCACCUCCACUACCUCCAUUUAUUGAAAUACAAAGGAGGCAGAUUAUUCACCAAUAAUCCUUUGCAUUUCAGGACUAUCACACUCAAAACGAAUUUAUCUGACAGCAAAGAAACUGAAUAAUAUGGUGUGUUAGUGUGUGUGUGUGAGAGAGAGUGUGUCACAGCAAUAGACAGAUGCAUAGCAAAGUGAAACGAACCACACAACUCAUUUCUUUGUCCAUCUCCUUUGUUUAUAUUUCCACCUUUUUCCUGAAGGAGAUUUAAUGCCUCUCCUCUUCAGUGCGUGAAGAUAAUGGGAAGUGGGACUUUUGAUCAACUACCACCAUGAUAAAGGCACUCUGGAUUUAGCUGUUUUCCUGUGGAAUUACCCUUUAAAUCCUGGAUUCGACCCCCUAAUGAAAAAAUGAUAAUCAGUCAUUAAAAACUGUCCUAAUUCUGGACUUUUCUUUUUGACUCCUUUUUCUAAUGGACUGAAGCUGAUUUCAAUAUUUCUUUUUCCAACUAUUCAAUCUUAAUGGGAUUUCACUAACGCGGAUUAAAGACUCAAGCAACUUCUUUGUCUAUUAGUCGAUGUAUUAGCCCUGAUUCGUACAUUUCUCCAGCCUCCAAAACCAAUUAAAAUCAAUACUUUUUAAUGUUAAGGUUGUAAUAGGUGAGUACAGUGCUUGAAUAUACACAUGCUAUUUCUUUUGCAUGGAUGAUGUAGAUUUCAAACGUAAUAUUUCCUAUAUUGAGCCACUUUUUGUGCAUGUAUGUUUGUAUGUGUGCAUAUGCAUCCUGAGGUAUGUGUGUGUAUGACGGCGGUUCAGGGGAAAUUUAAGCUGACCCCUCUGCACGACUCACCACCAUCCAUUCUUUCUACAUAAAAAUGUUUAAAUCUGCUCGACUAAUAUGUUUAAGGUCAUAUUCCAAAAAAGAACAUUAGGGCCAGGGGUGAGGACAAAAUAAUUUCAAGAGGAAGAUUUGUCUUUCAUGAUGUAUUGAUAUAAUCAAUUCAAAAUGUCAAGAAUCAAGCCAAAAUGUUCAAAAAAAAAAAAAAAAAGAAAUUGUGAACAAGGUUGAAACUCUGGGGUAAAAAGAGUUGAAAUGCAUUCAAUUUGAAUAAAGUCAUUUUUUGUUGAUAAAGUAUUGUUAAGUUUCAGAGAGGAACUUUUAGUUUUGUUGAUUUUGGCGCCCCCUGUGGACAAAGUAGUACCCUUUGAUAUGUAUCACUUUACAUGAAUAUUUGCUGAGGAAACAGUUCUCUGUCAAUCAUCCUGACUGACACCUACCACCUGCAGGAGUCUCUGGCAUUCAAAAAAAACUGAAAAAUGGUCAUCCAGCAUUGCUGAUGGUGUCGUUCACCAAGUUGUUGCUCGACUUGUAAAAAUUCCUAAUAGUAGCUUUAAUAAAGUAAAAUUUCCUGGACAAAGGCAAAAAACAAUUUCUUGAGAAAAGUUGAAAUUUUGAGGAAAAAGUCAAAGUACAAUUAUGUGAAUACAGUUAAAAGAACAAGAAAUAAAUGAAUACCCAAUUAUUAAGUUCAUAUUUGAUGUCAAGUCAAAAUAAGUUUUGUGAAUUAAGUUAAAAUAAGUUUUGAAUAAAGUACAUUUUCUUAAAUAAUGUCAUAACUUCAAGGAAAAAUUCAAAUAAAACAUUCUUGUGAAAGUGGGAAAAAGUUGAAAUACUGUACAGUCUUCAAUAAAAUUGAAAUAAUGAAAUAAAAGGGAAAAAAAUUAAUACGUAAGGUCAAAAUUGUAAAAGAAAUAGGUCAAAAGUUGAAAGUUGACAUUUUUAGGGAAAAAACAAAACAAAAACAAUUUUAUGGAUAAAAUCACGAUAGAGAGAAAAAAAAUCCAUAUAAAAUUUAAACAUAAAAAGUUGACAUUAAAAUGGAAAACUUUUUUUCAAUCACACUGAAUUAAAUAAAAAAAAUAUAUAUAAAAAGGUCAAAAUACAAUUACAUGAGCUGUAAUAAAAAAAGACAAAAUAUCUGAUAUCUUAAAAAUUGUUGAAGUUUUGAUGCAAGUUAAAAAAAGAUUCCCUGACCAAAGUCAAAUUACCAGGAAAAAAAAUUGUCGUAAAAGUAAAGUUAAAAUUUCAACAAAAAAGUUGAAGUACAAUUUCUGAAAAGUAAAAAAUCUACCAAAAUACAUCAAAUACGAUCAAAUGGCGCAAAUGUCUUAGGCAGUUUGUUGAAAUUCUUGAAAAAGGAAGAAAUUUCUAGAACAAAAACAGAACAGUAUUUUAAUCAAAGUUAAAAAAUUUUCAAAGAUAUUCAAAAUUCAAUUGUGUGUAUUGGGUUAAAAUGUUGAAACAAAAGGUUGCAUUUGAUGGUCAGAAUUAAAUUCCAGGUUGCUUAAAGGCGAUGUCAUACGCCCAAAAAUAACCAUGUCACAUGGCUCCUUAAGUGGUUAAUGGAUAUUCAAUUUAGACUUUUUCCUUUCUAAAAUUUUGACCUUGUUCCCAACAUUAUUACUUUACUCCCAAAGUGCAUAAUAAUAAUAAUAAUAAUGAUAAUAAUAAUAAAAAACAUCCUUCUCUUGUUUUUUUCCUCAUCCCUGUCUCCAAAACCCUUCUGCACAUGCUCAGUUAUGACAUUGUCUUUUAAUAGAAAACUGUAUCAGGUGUUCUCCAUCUAAAGGAGAGGCCACUUCUGCUUAUCAAAUCACCUGCCUAGUGCUGUUUUACGCUCUUAUUUAAAGCCAAGGGGUGUGUGUGAAUGAGUGAGAGGACUUUAAAGUUGGAUCAAUAAAGUAAUCUACACAAAGACACACACACAUACACACACACCACAUCGCCGUUUUGUCAAAAGUUAUUUGAUGAAAACACAUUACUUUACAUAGCAGACUUUCAUUAUCUCUCUUUCAGCGUGUAAACGCAACCUCAAGUGUGUAUGUUGCAGCAAACCUUUGUACCUACACGCCUGCAGACCAUCCAUCCAUCCAUCCAUCCAUCCAUCCAUCCAUGUCAUCCAUGUCAUCCAUCACAGGUGUAGCAGCAAUUGACCCCUUUUCACUGAUUAACUUCCCCAUCAUUCAGCUGACUCUAGUUUGGAUUUAUACCAUGUAUGUGUAUGUGUGUGCGGAGAGCCAAGGUUACAGACCCAUACCUGUGAAACCCACCUGGGACCUGCUCUCAUAACUGGGGACCAUUACCUAUUCUGUUCGCUGCUCUUGGCACACAUGUGACCCCUGUAGCCCCUCUACAGAUGGGCGCUUGAGCUCAGGUAGUCAGUCAGAGCUGUCACAGCUGCCACACUGCAAAAUGGAUGCCUCUGAUGCACCGCUGUCUUUUUACUGUAAUCAUCACACAAACAGCACAUGUCAAUUUACACAAAGAGAGAUAACAUGCCCUUUGUCCUAAAAUGAUUGUUAUUUUAAGCUUGGAAGGGUGAGUUUGAAGCAAAAUAGCUAUUACUGAAGGUCCCUCUGCACUUGAAAAAUGGGUUUAAUAAAACUAAAUUGACCAGUUUUAAGAAGAAGAUGCUGCUACUGUUGGAAGUGAUUUCUUAUUUUGGAGGUAGACCUCAGAAUUGACGGUGGAGUUAACGUUUUGGAGAGACAUGCUCAGCUGGGUGUCACUUUUGAACAAACAGAAGCCAUUCCUCGUGAUUUUCAGAGAUGUUGCUCGAUACACGUCCUGCAUCCCUGAGACAUAAAAAUGUGAAAGGACACAGUAAAUUUACUACUCCUGAGUCCCAGGGGCGUACUUCAUCUUUGCCAUGCAAAACCAUAAAUUGCUAACCAUCAGUGGAGCUGGGGGAGAGACUACUUAAGCUCAAGCCUCUAAUGAUUUCUUUAAAGCCCUGAAACUUUCAAGCUAUAAGGUAAUUUGUCUUACACCUUGUUUCCACUUGUGUACGUGCAUGGUGUCUGUAGGUCCAUAAAGAAACGUGUGAUACCUCCAGUGUUAAAUGCAAGGAAGUGCAUUUCUUUAUGAAUGGAUACAAACCAUAGAGUAUACCUGUAGCUCUGAAGUAGAGAUUCAUUUGUCUCAUAACUAAUGAAUUUGACUGUAUUUAAUAUCAAACUGAUAAAGAUAAUCCUGACAUUUUUAGUAGAUAUGAGCAGUAACAUUUUUUAAUCGUACAAACUCACAACCAACACAAAAACAACUGAGAUAAAGGAAAUGGCGUCUGUGAGUGGCAACGAGGCAUUUUCCACUUACCGAUGUCAAUGGGCAACUGAAUGGAAACCAGUGACAGUCUCUCUGAAAUGCAUCGCCAAAGUUAAUGUCUUUAAUGUACUUGGGUUAGAUUACAAACCGAAAUGUUACAGUGGCUAGGAGUUUUGCAGGCACAUCAAAUAUCACACAGAUUCACGUAGAGAUGAAUGAGAUGAUUUUGGUGGUGUCAGGCCAGUGAAUGUGCUUGUUAGCAAAGAGACAGUGAGGUGGUUGUAGAUCAAUGUUUGCACGGUCGCAUUAGCUUGUGCUACAUCAGUCCUUUUUAUCAAGGGGAGAGAGCGUAGAGGUAGCGUGUGCAUACAAAGUGAGAAAUCGCUGCAUCUUGCGUCUUUUUUGGACACUCAGAGUGUUUGUUUAGUGUGCGUUCUGCUACUCUGUGCACCACUGAUUUAAAGCGUCUGAACCUGUAUUGUUUAGCUGCCCCAGUCAACCAAUUAUAAAUCAGCUGGGGCGGGACUUGUCAUCUAGGACAAUAGAUGAUAGUCGGAUGACCAUCACAGAGACAGAGAAGCUUAUUUUUGGGACAAUUUGUCUGCUGUUGCUGAGUGCUGCCAUAGAUUGUGAGGAAAAACAAAACUAGGGUGAAAACAAAGGGGGUCCUGCUGAUUGAUAUGACAUUAUGGCAAUUUAUGUAUUGAUGCCAAAUUGAUAAAAUCAAGCUAUGUUUUCCCGUAGUAGCAAAGUAUGAAAAUACAGUAUUUCUUUCGUUUCCUGGUAUAUUUUAAUAUGUCUUUGAGUUGAAUACGUCAGAGCAGGAGAUCAAAUACUUCUUGAGGACCUGUAACAUUUCCAAGGAUCCACUCAGAUCAUUAUCCGUCGGUCCCUUGGAUUGACUAAAUUGAAAAGCUAUCAACAACAGUGGAUUGUGGUAUUUUCUCUAUUUAGGAUUGUGCAAGAAAAGGAAAUAUUUGCACAAACUGGAGUCACCUUGGAAAGCAUCAACACAUUUUGGAACAUAAAUGAAUGUUCCUGCCAAGAGAGACAUCGUAGUUAAUGCCUCUCCCAGUGUGUUUCUUAGUUUUACUCUAAUAAUUAAAUUGUACUCUCUUUGUAACUUAAUUAUCUUAGUGUAAAUAAUGCCAAUAAAUCUUAUUGAGCAGUAAAUCUGUUGUAUUCAGUGACCAGAGGGCACGGCCACAUAUUUCAAGCCACUUGUCAAUUUUUAGUGUCUGAAACCAGUUGGAUGCCAGAAGCUUAGGUGAAGAAGAAGUCUGCCAAAAGUCUCCAAACGGAGCUUAAGAGAUUUCAGAGGCGCCGUGUUUGCAGUCGUCAUUGAUAAACAGGCCAGGAGAGGAGACAGCAGGGGCUGAGGAGAUUCGUAAUCCUUCCCCCCUCUUCCUACUGGUUCCCUCUCUGCCUCUCUCUCUCUUUCUCUCUGUGCUUCCUAAUGAGACGACAAUACGACUCCAGCGUCAGGCUCUCCGCGUUGCAUCUGACUUAAUGAAUUCAACAAGAACACUUAAUGAUUUAUUUCAUCUUUGUACAUCUUAGAGAUGUUCUCGUACCGCUCUUAUACCAACUCUUACACUGCUCGCACUGCUGUGUUGUUUGUUGAUGUUACAUGAAAUUUACCUGAAACAAACUGAUUGCAGUAGAUUGGAGCCACAACUGGUAUACCUACCCAUAGUAAAAAGCCAACACCUGGACUGGUAUUGUUAUGAGACUGAUAUUGAUUCUGCUACUGGUGACAGAAGCAGGUCAUUACUGUUUUUUUUAUCAGAGGCAGUGACAGAUAAUACCUGUAUCUGUAUCAAAUACUGAUGAUGUUAUCAUUCUUAAGGCCAAUACUGUUGAUAUUUAUUAGAGUGUGAUACAAUACUGGUUCAGAAACUGAAAGCAGCUUUGAUACAAGAAGCCAAUUCUGAUACUGGUGCCAAUAUUUAAGGCAGAUAUCGGUGUACUGCUGAUACUGAUAUUGAUCCUGGUAUUGCUGUCAGAGGUUUGUAUUAUGCUGGUGUUCAUAAUUUAGCUUGAAACUAGCACUGGUUUCGUUGAUAAGGGUUGAUAUCGAUUCUGGGUUUUGGACGCAGAUGUCAGUAUUAUUAAAGUGGGGACAGAUACUUAUAUUGAUGAUUGAUUGAAUACUAUCACCAAUAUUGGAAUAUCUGUUGAAUGCAAACACAUAUAUCAUAUUUAGUGGCUAAUACCUAGAUUGAUUUAUGUUUUGGUAUUAAAGGCUAAUACUAAUAUUGAUUAUGCCAUUAUUAGCAAAGGCAGCAACAGAUACUGGCAUUAUCUGGGGGCAGAUACUGAUACCGGGGUUGUUAUUAGAAGCAGAUACAGAAACUGGGAUCAAGGCAGGUGGCUUGGCUUGUGUUGAUAUUGGAGGCUGAUUGUUUGACUGACAUCUGUAUUGGAGGCAGACAAAGAAACGAUGAUUAACAUUGGAUGCAGAUAUUGUUAACAUAAUCAAAUGCCAAUACCAGUGUCUCACUGGCAUCGAUAGGAGAAACUUCUACUGGUGUCCAUGUUGGAAGUGGAUUCUGACACUAAGAUGAAUAUCAGAGGCAUGCAGAUACUAGUAUUGGAGCUGGACGCAGAUACCAGAACUAGGAUCGGGAGAGUUGGCAGAUACUGAUACUGAGAGCAGUUACCAAUUCUGGAAUGGAUGUUGGAGACACAUAUUGAUAAUGAUAUUUGAAGGCAGAUUAGAUCCAUAACCAUGUUAGAGACACAUACUAAUAUAUGGACAGAUAUUUGAGGCAGAUACCGAUACUGGGAGGGUUUAUGGAGACAAGCGUGGAUAUUAGUAACAAUAUUGGAGGCAGAUACAGAUACUUAUAGGGAAAUUGGAGGCAAAUAAUGUUGUGGGGUAUUGUUGGCAAAUGUAUUUUUGGAGGGAUAGAAGAGGGAAUAUGGAUACUUAGAAUGAUAAUGGAGGCUUAUGUGGAACCUUAUGGUGAUUUUUAAUGCUGAUACUGAUAAUUAAAUUUACAUGGGCACAUCUUUUGUGUAGCAUUCACUUGUGCUGUGCAAGGGAAUGUUUGUGCGUCAGACACUGUGCUUUACAGAGUGCAUUGGAAGUGUUUUAAGUACAAUCUUAACACCUGAAGUUUACAUCUGCUUGUUGCUAUGCCACGCACUUAUCUGUCAUGCUAUGAAUAAGCGUCUGACUUUCUGCAGUGUGCGUCUGAAUCCUGCUCAGCCACUGAAAUAGCGAGCGGGGAGCCUAUGUGGGACGACUUAAAAAGUACGUCUCAGUGUUAUUGGCAGCACAUUCACUUCAAGCAAGCGGAAUAUGGGUCAUGAUCUGAUAUAAAAAGGCUACUCAAUAAUUCAUCCGAGCUGAUUAGGACGACUUGUAUCGACGCAGACAGUGUCCAUGAGGAAGCAUCAGAAUACACAGUAAAGUGAGCGGGGGAAAAAAGCAACAUUUAGGCUCCUUUGUGGCAUUAGAGUAAGCUAGGGAACAAGCUCAAGCAGCCUGGGUGUUUUAAGCGAGCAGCGUUGGCCUUCUUUGAUGUUUUAAUCUACUCCACGUUCACCCCUCUGUCAUGUGACGUGUGUGUUCGAUUGUGGUUAUAUGUUUGCUGAGAGUGUGUGUGCACGUUGUGUGAGGACCAUCGAGCUAUUAAAUAUGAAAAGUGCAAUCUGUUACCCCGCAGAGACUUUUUUAUUAUUCAUUGACAUAUUUCAAUUAAUCAUUCAUUUACUUAAAGAAUGGCCCACUCUCGCCUUUACCUCACACUCUCUUAUAGGCUAAUGUGUUGAUCACACAUGAGUCCUGUAUAAUCUGGAUUAAUAGCAGCUAUUUAUUAUUCUUCUGAUCUAGAACAUACUGUAUUUGGGCAGCUGUUGGGGAAUGAAGGCAGAGACAAUUUAGUACUACAGUACAUUUGGAGGAAAUGUAUAAUUUAUCACAUUGGGCUGGAUUCUUUUCAAAUCAGGCUGUUUUAUCCCAAGACACACUCAUGCACACACACACACACACACACACACACACACACACACACACACACACACACACACACACACACAGAGUUUUCAGAAGAGAAUAUGAGAUGCAUUUAAACCCAUUAAGGAGGGAGACGCAUUGUUUUUGUCAAACUCAAGUGGAUUUUGGUUGUAAAUGAUAACACACAAAGCUUUACGCAGAUUUUAAAGAUUUCAAAUCCUCCUCAUUUAAUCUUAUUUCUUCGUUCCAAGAAAAGCAGGCUAGAGAUAACACUUCUUGCCAAAAGCACGGUGUGGUUUUAUUAGAGUCUGGCUGUCUGUGACCUGCCUCUAACCCUCUGUCCUCCCUCUUCCCUCCACAAUAACAGACUGGCGGACGUCAGAAAAACAAGCAACGCCAAGCGUCUCUUCGGAGGAGCGAAGGGGAGAAGAGUAG